This is a messenger RNA of Prorocentrum cordatum, 273 nucleotides long. Lineage: Eukaryota; Dinophyceae; Prorocentrales; Prorocentraceae. The record is from the annotation of a GenBank genome assembly.
AUGAUGUGGCCAGCGCGUGCGAGAAGGCGAGCGGUGGCAGAGGGCGCUGUCACUGGACAGCGAGACAUGCGGGGCACACGGGAUGUGGGAGGCGAAACUGGAGCCCAUCAGCUACGGCGCUGGGACUUCAGUGGAGACAGGAGGAGGAAGAGGGAGAGUCGAAUGAAGCCAGCGCGUCAGGAGAAGGCGAGCGGUGGCAGAGGGCGGGACCGGGCUCUGGCGCUGCUCAGCGGGAUGUGGGAGGCGAAGCUGGAGCCCAUCAGCAUACUAUGA